Molecule: messenger RNA, 26545 nt
Organism: Ctenopharyngodon idella (grass carp)
Lineage: Eukaryota; Metazoa; Chordata; Actinopteri; Cypriniformes; Xenocyprididae
Product: mucin-17-like
Exons: 13
Coding region: 158-25369 (8403 amino acids)
Source: RefSeq, a predicted model, not a curated record
CCCACACGUAAUACAGUCACAGAUAAGGCUGUGAUAAGGCUGUGAGGACUUUAGUUCAUUCUUCAUUGUAUUCAUUAACUGGAUUAAAGCAUCACUGUGUUUUUGGAGUUUGUGAAGAAACAUUUUGUAUCAGGUGUAAGAGGUGCCGUUUAUCACGAUGAGGUUUCUAUUCUCAUUGUGUGUUUUAAUACUGCUGCUUUUUGGUAAAAUAAUAAGUGGACUACUAUCAGAUGACCCCUGCAACAGCUACAAUGUGCUGGAUGACCCUCGAAGAGCCACCAACAAUCAAUAUUCCUCUGAAAUAAUGUGUGACUGUGAAGUCAGCUGGAACGGCUGGUACCGUCUAAUGUUUGAUGGUCAGAGUGUUCAGAUGCCAGACACAUGUGUUGAUCAGGACAGCUGUGGCACUCAUGCUCCACUGUGGCUGAACGGAGGACAUCCAACAGUUGAGGAUGGAGUGGUCACUCGAAAUGUCUGCGGUCACUAUGACAAUGACUGCUGUGCUUUUCAGUCCAAUCCCAUUAAAGUCAAAGCCUGUACAGAUUAUUAUGUCUAUGAGUUUGUGAAACCAUCUUUCUGCUAUUUGGCAUACUGUGCAGAUGUAAGGAACAUCAGCACCUUCUCAACCUCAGCCAUUUCGACUGUGCCCCCUGUUGACCCCUGCAACAACUACAAAAUGCUGGAUGAUCCAUGGAGAGCCACCAACAAUCAAUAUUCCUCUGAAAUAAUGUGUGACUGUGAGGUCAGCUGGGACGGCUGGUACCGUCUCUUCAUUCAGGGUCAGAGCGUUCAGAUGCCAGACACAUGUGUUGAUCAGCAUAGUUGUGGCACUCACGCCCCACUGUGGCUGAACGGAGUACAUCCAACAGUUGAGGAUGGAGUGGUCACUCGAGAUGUCUGUGGUCACUGGGACAAUAAUUGCUGCUAUUUCCCAUCAAAUCCUAUUAAAGUCAAAGCCUGCCCUGGCAAUUAUUAUGUUUAUGAGUUUGUGAAACCAGAUUUCUGCUCUUUGGCGUACUGUGCAGAUGUAAGGAACACAAACACUACCUAUACCACUGUCACUCCAGAGACAAUGUUAACCACGGAAACUACAACCAUGGACAUUACAACCGAUAUCGGGCACAAUACCACUUUCUAUUCUACCAUCAUGAUGGAGACAAGUUCAGCCAUAAAAACUACAUUUAUAGAUACUACAACAAUGGACACUGACAAAGUGGAUGCAACAACGACAAUGGAAACCACAAAAACAGAAAGUAUAAACACUGGAAUCACAUCUCCAGAAAGUACCACAACCGAGAUCACAACAGCAGGCACCACAACAACAGAAAUCACAAAAACAGAAAUCACCACAAUGACAGAACAUAUAAACACUGGAACAACAACUCCAGAAAUGACCACAUCCGAGACCACCACAGCAGAAAGUACCAAAACUGAGACCACAAAAAAAGGCACCACAACAACAGAAAGUACAACCACAGGCACAGCAACUCCAAAUAGUACAUCAAAUGAAACCACAACAAUAGGAAGUACAACCGUGGACACAACAACUCCAGAAAGUACCACAACCGAGACCAACACUACAACUGAGACCACAACUGUUGAUAUCAUGACAGAAAGCACCACAGCAGCAGAAAGCACUACAAGUGAGAGCGCAACAGAAAGUGUAACAACAACAGAAAGUACGACCACAAGCACAACAACUUCAGAAAGUACCACAAUCAAGGCCACAACAGUGGGUACCACAACAGCAGAAAUCACCACAACUGGGACCACAACAGAAAGCACCCCAAAAACAGAAAGCAUCACAAAAACAGAAGGUACCACAAGUGAGAACACAACAGCAGAAACCACAAGAAUUGAGACCACAGAAAGCACCACAAAAGAAAGCACCACAACUCCAGAAAAAACCACAAGCGAAAUCACAACAACAGAAAGUACCACAACUAAGACCACAACUCCAGAAAGUACCACAACCGAGACCACAACAGCAGAAAGCACAAUUGCGACCACAACUGUUGGUUAUUCAACAACAGAAAGCACCACAGCAAGAGAAAGUACCACUAGCGAGACCACAACAGCAGAAAGCACUACAACUGAGACCACAACACCAGACACUACAACAACUGAAACUACAACCACAGCCACAACAACUCCAGAAAGUACAACAGCUGAAACCACAACCGCAGAAAGCACCACAUCUGUGGGAACCACAGCAACAGAAAGUACCACAACCGAGACCACAACAACAGAAAGUACCACAACAGAAAGCACCACAACUCCAGAAAGUACCACAAGCAAAAUCACAACAACAGAAAGCACCACAACUGAGACCACACCUCCAGAAAGUACCAUAACUCUAGAAAGUACCAAAACUGAGACCACGACAGCAGAAAGCACAACUGCGACUACAACUGUGGGUUCUUCAACAACAGAAAGCACCACAGCAACAGAAAGUACUACAAGCGAGACCACAACACCAGCCACUACAACAACUGAAAGUACAACCACAGCCACAACAACUCCAGAAAGUACCACAACCGAGACCACAACAGCAGAAAGUACAACUGAGACUACAACUCCAGGAACUACAACGACUGAAAGUACAACCACAACAACUCCAGAAAGUACAACAGCCGAGACCACAACCACAGAAAGCACCACAUCUGUGGGAACCACAACAGCAGAAAGCACCACAAAUCCAGAAAGUACCACAAGCCAGAUCACAACAACAGAAAGCAACACAGCUGAGACCACAACAGCAGAAAGUACCACAACUGAGACCACACCGGGAACCACAACAACAGGAAGUACAACCUCAGGCACAACAACUCCAGAAAGUACCACAACCCAGACCGCAACAGCAGAAAGUAUAACUGAGACCACAACUAUGGGUACUACAACAACAGAAAGCACCACAGCAACAGAAAGUACUACAAGCGAGACCACAACAGCAGAAACCACUACAACUAAGACCACAACACCAGGCACUACAACAACUGAAACCACAACCACAACAACUCCAGAAAGUACAACAGCCGAGACCACAACAACAGAAAGCACCACAUCUGUGGGAACCACAACACCAGAAAGUACCACAACCGAGACCACAACAGCAGAAAGCACCAAAAAUCCAGAAAGUACCACAAGCGAGAUCACAACAACAGAAAGCAUCACAGCUGAGACCACAACUGUGGGUUCUACAACAAUAGAAAGCACAACAGCAACAGAAAGUACCACAAGCGAGAUCACAACAACAGAAAGCACCACAGCUAAGUCCACAACAGAAGAAAGUACCAAAACUGAGACGACAACACCAGGCACUACAACAACUGAAAGUAAAACCACAGCCACAACAACUCCAGAAAGUACCACAACCGAGACGACAACAGAAGAAAGUACUACAACUCAAGAAAGUACCACAACCAAGACCACAACAGCAGAAAGCACAACUGCGACCACAACUGUGGGUUCUUCAACAACAGAAAGCACCACAGCAACAGAAAGUAGUACAAGCGAGGCCACAACAGCAGAAACUACUACAACUGAGACCACAACACCAGGCACUACAACAACUGAAACCACAACCACAACAACUCCAGAAAGUACAACAGCCGAGACCACAACCAGAGAAAGCACCACAUCUGUGGGAACCACAACAUCAGAAAGUACCACAAAUCCAGAAAGUACCACAAACGAGAUCACAACAACAGAAAGCACCACAGCUGAGACCACAACAGCAGAAAGUACCACAACUGAGACCACAACACCAGGCACUACAACAACUGAAAGUACAACCACAGCCACAACAACUCCAGAAAGUACCACAACCGAGACCAAAACAGCAGAAAGCACAACUGAGACAACAACUGUGGGUUCUACAACAAAAGAAAGCACCACAGCAACAGAAAGUACCACAAGUGAGACCACAACAACAGAAAGCACCACAGCGACAGAAAGUACUACAAGCGAGACCACAACAGCCGAAACCACUACAACUGAGACCACAACAGCAGAAACCACUACAACUGAGACAACAACACCAGGCACUACAACAACUGAAACCACAACCACAACAACUCCAGAAAGUACAACAGCCGAGACCACAACCACAGAAAGCACCACAUAUGUGGGAACCACAACAACAGAAAGUACCACAACCGAGACCACAACAGCAGAAAGUACCACAACUGAGACCACAACACCAGGCACUACAACAACUGAAAGUACAACCACAGCCACAACAACUCCAGAAAGUACCACAACCGAGACCACAACAGCAGAAAGCACAACUGAGACGACAAAUGUGGGUUCUACAACAACAGAAAACACCACAGCAACAGAAAGUACCACAAGUGAGACCACAACAACAGAAAGCACCACAACUGAGAGCACAACAACAGAAAGCACCACAGCAACAGAAAGUACUACAAGCGAGACCACAACAGCCGAAACCACUACAACUGAGACCACAACAGCAGAAACCACUACAACUGAGACAACAACACCAGGCACUACAACAACUGAAACCACAACCACAACAACUCCAGAAAGUACAACAGCCGAGACCACAACCACAGAAAGCACCACAUAUGUGGGAACCACAACAACAGAAAGUACCACAACCGAGACCACAACAGCAGAAAGUACCACAACUGAGACCACAACACCAGGCACUACAACAACUGAAAGUACAACCACAGCCACAACAACUCCAGAAAGUACCACAACCGAGACCACAACAGCAGAAAGCACAACUGAGACGACAAAUGUGGGUUCUACAACAACAGAAAACACCACAGCAACAGAAAGUACCACAAGUGAGACCACAACAACAGAAAGCACCACAACUGAGAGCACAACAACAGAAAGCACCACAGCAACAGAAAGUACUACAAGCGAGACCACAACAGCCGAAACCACUACAACUGAGACCACAACAGCAGAAACCACUACAACUGAGACAACAACACCAGGCACUACAACAACUGAAACCACAACCACAACAACUCCAGAAAGUACAACAGCCGAGACCACAACCACAGAAAGCACCACAUAUGUGGGAACCACAACAACAGAAAGUACCACAACCGAGACCACAACAGCAGAAAGCACCACAAAUCCAGAAAGUACCACAAGCGAGAUCACAACAAUAGAAAGCACCACAGCUGGGACCACAACAGCAGAAAGUACCACAACUGAGACCACAAUACCAGGCACUACAACAACUGAAAGUACAACCACAGCCACAACAACUCCAGAAAGUACCACAACCGAGACCACAACAGCAGAAAGCACAACUGAGACCACAACUAUGGGUUCUACAACAACAGAAAGCACCACAGCAACAGAAAGUACUACAAGCGAGACCACAACAGCAGAAACCACUACAACUGAGACCACAACAGCAGAAACUACUACAACUGAGACCACAACACCAGGCACUACAACAACUGAAACCACAACAACUCCAGAAAGUACAACAGCCGAGACCACAACCACAGAAAGCUCCACAUCUGUGGGAACCACAACCGAGACCACAACAGCAGAAAGCACCACAAAUCCAGAAAGCACCACAAAUCCAGAAAGUACCACAAUCCAGAUCACAACAACAGAAAGCACCACAGCUGAGACCCCAACAACAGAAAGUACCACAACUGAGACAACACUGGGAACCACAACAACAGGAAGUACAACCUCAAGCACAGCAACUCCAGAAAGUACCACAACCGAGAUGACGACAGAAGAAAGUACCACAACUCUAGAAAGUACCACAACCCAGACCGCAACAGCAGAAAGUAUAACUGAGACCACAACUAUGGGUACUACAACAACAGAAAGCACCACAGCAACAGAAAGUACUACAAGCGAGACCACAACAGCAGAAUCUACUACAACUGAGACCACAACACCAGGCACUACAACAACUGAAACCACAACCACAACAACUCCAGAAAGUACAACAGCCGAGACCACAACCACAGAAAGCACCACAUCUGUGAGAACCACAACCGAGACCACAACAGCAGAAAGCACCACAAAUCCAGAAAGCACCACAAAUCCAGAAAGUACCACAAGCGAGAUCACAACAACAGAAAGCACCACAGCUGAGACCACAACAGCAGAAAGUACCACAACUGAGACCACACCGGGAACCACAACAACAGGAAGUACAACCUCAGGCACAGCAAAUCCAGAAAGUACCACAACCGAGACGACGACAGAAGAAAGUACCACAACUCCAGAAAGUACCACAACCCAGACCGCAACAGCAGAAAGUAUAACUGAGACCACAACUAUUGGUACUACAACAACAGAAAGCACCACAGCAACAGAAAGUACUACAAGCGAGACCACAACACCAGGCACUACAACAACUGAAAUCACAACCACAACAACUCCAGAAAGUACAACAGCCGAGACCACAACCACAGAAAGCACCACAUCUGUGGGAACCACAACAACAGAAAGUACCACAAAUCCAGAAAGUACCACAACUGAGACCACAACACCAGGCACUACAACAACUGAAAGUUCAACCACAACCACAACAACUCCAGAAAGUACCACAACCGAGACCACAACAGCAGAAAGCACAACUGAGACCACAACUGUGGGUUCUACAACAACAGAAAGCACCACAGCAACAGAAAGUACCACAAGUAAGACCACAACAACAGAAAGUACCACAACUGAGAGCACAACAACAGAAAGCACCACAGCAACAGAAAGUACUACAAGCGAGACCACAACAGCAGAAUCUACUACAACUGAGACCACAACACCAGGCACCACAACAACUGAAACCACAACCACAACAACUCCAGAAAGUACAACAGCCGAGACCACAACAACAGAAAGCACCACAUCUGUUGGAACCACAACAACAGAAAGUACCACAAACGAGACCACAAAAGCAGAAAGUACCACAGCUCCAGAAAUUACCACAACUGAGACCACAACAGCAGAAAGUACAACUGAGACCACAACUGUGGGUUCUACAACAACAGAAAGCACCACAGCAAUAGAAAGUACCACAAGUGAGACGACAGCAAAAGAAAGCACCACAUCUGUGGGAACCACAACAACAGAAAGUACCACAACCGAGACCACAACAGCAGAAAGCACCACAAAUCCAGAAAGUACCACAAGCGAGAUCACAACAACAGAAAGCACCACAGCUGAGACCACAACAGCAGAAAGUACCACAACUGAGACCACAACACUAGGCACUACAACAACUGAAAGUACAACCACAGCCACAACAACUCCAGAAAGUACCACAACCGAGACCACAACAGCAGAAAGCACAACUGAGACCACAACUAUGGGUUCUACAACAACAGAAAGCACCACAGCAACAGAAAGUAUUACAAGCGAGACCACAACAGCAGAAACCACUACAACUGAGACCACAACAGCAGAAACCACUACAACUGAGACCACAACACCAGGCACUACAACAACUGAAACCACAACCACAACAACUCCAGAAAGUACAACAGCCGAGACCACAACCACAGAAAGCACCACAUCUGUGGGAACCACAACCGAGACCACAACAGCAGAAAGCACCACAAAUCCAGAAAGCACAACAAAUCCAGAAAGUACCACAAGCCAGAUCACAACAACAGAAAGCACCACAGCUGAGACCACAACAGCAGAAAGUACCACAACUGAGACCACACUGGGAACCACAACAACAGGAAGUACAACUUCAGGCACAGCAACUCCAGAAAGUACCACAACCCAGACCGCAACAGCAGAAAGCAUCAUUGAGACCACAACUAUGGGUACUACAACAACAGAAAGCACCAAAGCAACAGAAAGUACUACAAGCGAGACCACAACAGCAGAAACUACUACAAUUGAGACCACAACACCAGGCACUACAACAACUGAAACCACAACCACAACAACUCCAGAAAGUACAACAGCCGAGACCACAACCACAGAAAGCACCACAUCUGUGAGAACCACAACCGAGACCACAACAGCAGAAAGCACCACAAAUCCAGAAAGCACCACAAAUCCAGAAAGUACCACAAGCGAGAUCACAACAACAGAAAGCACCACAGCUGAGACCACAACAGCAGAAAGUACCACAACUGAGACAACAACACCAGGCACUACAACAACUGAAAGUACAACCACAGCCAAAACAACUCCAGAAAGUACCACAACCGGGACCACAACAGCAGAAAGCACAACUGAGACCACAACUGUGGGUUCUACAACAACAGAAAGAACCACAGCAACAGAAAGUACAACAGCUGAGACCACAACAGCAGAAAGUACCACAACUGAGACCACAACACCAGGCACUACAACAACUGAAAGUACAACCACAGCCACAACAACUCCAGAAAGUACCACAACCGAGACCAAAACAGCAGAAAGCACAACUGAGACCACAACUAUGGGUUCUACAACAACAGAAAGCACCACAGCAACAGAAAGUACUACAAGUGAGACCACAACAACAGAAAGCACCACAACUGAGAGCACAACAGCAGAAACCACUACAACUGAGACAACAACACCAGGCACUACAACAACUGAAACCACAACAACUCCAGAAAGUACAACAGCCGAGACCACAACCGCAGAAAGCACCACAUCUGUGGGAACCACAACAACAGAAAGUACCACAACCGAGACCACAACAGCAGAAAGCACCACAAAUCCAGAAAGUACCACAAGCGAGAUCACAACAACAGAAAGCACCACAGCUGGGACCACAACAGCAGAAAGUACCACAACUGAGACCACAACACCAGGCACUACAACAACUGAAAGUACAACCACAGCCACAACAACUCCAGAAAGUACCACAACUGAGAGCACAACAGCAGAAAGCACAACUGAGACCACAACUAUGGGUUCUACAACAACAGAAAGCACCACCGCAACAGAAAGUACUACAAGCGAGACCACAACAGCAGAAACCACUACAACUGAGACCACAACUGCAGAAAACACUACAACUGAGACCACAACACCAGGCACUACAACAACUGAAACCACAACCACAACAACUCCAGAAAGUACAACAGCCGAGACCACAACCACAGAAAGCACCACAUCUGUGAGAACCACAACCGAGACCACAACAGCAGAAAGCACCACAAAUCCAGAAAGCACCACAAAUCCAGAAAGUACCACAAGCGAGAUCACAACAACAGAAAGCACCACAGCUGAGACCACAACAGCAGAAAGUACCACAACUGAGACCACACCGGGAACCACAACAACAGGAAGUACAACCUCAGGCACAGCAAAUCCAGAAAGUACCACAACCGAGACGACGACAGAAGAAAGUACCACAACUCCAGAAAGUACCACAACCCAGACCGCAACAGCAGAAAGUAUAACUGAGACCACAACUAUUGGUACUACAACAACAGAAAGCACCACAGCAACAGAAAGUACUACAAGCGAGACCACAACACCAGGCACUACAACAACUGAAAUCACAACCACAACAACUCCAGAAAGUACAACAGCCGAGACCACAACCACAGAAAGCACCACAUCUGUGGGAACCACAACAACAGAAAGUACCACAAAUCCAGAAAGUACCACAACUGAGACCACAACACCAGGCACUACAACAACUGAAAGUUCAACCACAACCACAACAACUCCAGAAAGUACCACAACCGAGACCACAACAGCAGAAAGCACAACUGAGACCACAACUGUGGGUUCUACAACAACAGAAAGCACCACAGCAACAGAAAGUACCACAAGUAAGACCACAACAACAGAAAGUACCACAACUGAGAGCACAACAACAGAAAGCACCACAGCAACAGAAAGUACUACAAGCGAGACCACAACAGCAGAAUCUACUACAACUGAGACCACAACACCAGGCACCACAACAACUGAAACCACAACCACAACAACUCCAGAAAGUACAACAGCCGAGACCACAACAACAGAAAGCACCACAUCUGUUGGAACCACAACAACAGAAAGUACCACAAACGAGACCACAAAAGCAGAAAGUACCACAGCUCCAGAAAUUACCACAACUGAGACCACAACAGCAGAAAGUACAACUGAGACCACAACUGUGGGUUCUACAACAACAGAAAGCACCACAGCAACAGAAAGUACCACAAGUGAGACGACAGCAAAAGAAAGCACCACAUCUGUGGGAACCACAACAACAGAAAGUACCACAACCGAGACCACAACAGCAGAAAGCACCACAAAUCCAGAAAGUACCACAAGCGAGAUCACAACAACAGAAAGCACCACAGCUGAGACCACAACAGCAGAAAGUACCACAACUGAGACCACAACACUAGGCACUACAACAACUGAAAGUACAACCACAGCCACAACAACUCCAGAAAGUACCACAACCGAGACCACAACAGCAGAAAGCACAACUGAGACCACAACUAUGGGUUCUACAACAACAGAAAGCACCACAGCAACAGAAAGUAUUACAAGCGAGACCACAACAGCAGAAACCACUACAACUGAGACCACAACAGCAGAAACCACUACAACUGAGACCACAACACCAGGCACUACAACAACUGAAACCACAACCACAACAACUCCAGAAAGUACAACAGCCGAGACCACAACCACAGAAAGCACCACAUCUGUGGGAACCACAACCGAGACCACAACAGCAGAAAGCACCACAAAUCCAGAAAGCACAACAAAUCCAGAAAGUACCACAAGCCAGAUCACAACAACAGAAAGCACCACAGCUGAGACCACAACAGCAGAAAGUACCACAACUGAGACCACACUGGGAACCACAACAACAGGAAGUACAACUUCAGGCACAGCAACUCCAGAAAGUACCACAACCCAGACCGCAACAGCAGAAAGCAUCAUUGAGACCACAACUAUGGGUACUACAACAACAGAAAGCACCACAGCAACAGAAAGUACUACAAGCGAGACCACAACAGCAGAAACUACUACAAUUGAGACCACAACACCAGGCACUACAACAACUGAAACCACAACCACAACAACUCCAGAAAGUACAACAGCCGAGACCACAACCACAGAAAGCACCACAUCUGUGGGAACCACAACAUCAGAAAGUACCACAAAUCCAGAAAGUACCACAAGCGAGAUCACAACAACAGAAAGCACCACAGCUGAGACCACAACAGCAGAAAGUACCACAACUGAGACCACAACACCAGGCACUACAACAACUGAAAGUACAACCACAGCCACAACAACUCCAGAAAGUACCACAACCGAGACCAAAACAGCAGAAAGCACAACUGAGACCACAACUGUGGGUUCUACAACAACAGAAAGCACCACAGCAACAGAAAGUACUACAAGUGAGACCACAACAACAGAAAGCACCACAACUGAGAGCACAACAGCAGAAACCACUACAACUGAGACAACAACACCAGGCACUACAACAACUGAAACCACAACAACUCCAGAAAGUACAACAGCCGAGACCACAACCGCAGAAAGCACCACAUCUGUGGGAACCACAACAACAGAAAGUACCACAACCGAGACCACAACAGCAGAAAGCACCACAAAUCCAGAAAGUACCACAAGCGAGAUCACAACAACAGAAAGCACCACAGCUGGGACCACAACAGCAGAAAGUACCACAACUGAGACCACAACACCAGGCACUACAACAACUGAAAGUACAACCACAGCCACAACAACUCCAGAAAGUACCACAACUGAGAGCACAACAGCAGAAAGCACAACUGAGACCACAACUAUGGGUUCUACAACAACAGAAAGCACCACCGCAACAGAAAGUACUACAAGCGAGACCACAACAGCAGAAACCACUACAACUGAGGCCACAACUGCAGAAAACACUACAACUGAGACCACAACACCAGGCACUACAACAACUGAAACCACAACCACAACAACUCCAGAAAGUACAACAGCCGAGACCACAACCACAGAAAGCACCACAUCUGUGAGAACCACAACCGAGACCACAACAGCAGAAAGCACCACAAAUCCAGAAAGCACCACAAAUCCAGAAAGUACCACAAGCGAGAUCACAACAACAGAAAGCACCACAGCUGAGACCACAACAGCAGAAAGUACCACAACUGAGACCACACCGGGAACCACAACAACAGGAAGUACAACCUCAGGCACAGCAAAUCCAGAAAGUACCACAACCGAGACGACGACAGAAGAAAGUACCACAACUCCAGAAAGUACCACAACCCAGACCGCAACAGCAGAAAGUAUAACUGAGACCACAACUAUUGGUACUACAACAACAGAAAGCACCACAGCAACAGAAAGUACUACAAGCGAGACCACAACAGCAGAAACUACUUCAACUGAGACCACAACACCAGGCACUACAACAACUGAAAUCACAACCACAACAACUCCAGAAAGUACAACAGCCGAGACCACAACCACAGAAAGCACCACAUCUGUGGGAACCACAACAACAGAAAGUACCACAAAUCCAGAAAGUACCACAACUGAGACCACAACACCAGGCACUACAACAACUGAAAGUUCAACCACAACCACAACAACUCCAGAUAGUACCACAACCGAGACCACAACAGCAGAAAGCACAACUGAGACCACAACUGUGGGUUCUACAACAACAGAAAACACCACAGCAACAGAAAGUACCACAAGUAAGACCACAACAACAGAAAGCACCACAACUGAGAGCACAACAACAGAAAGCACCAGAGCAACAGAAAGUACUACAAGCGAGACCACAACAGCAGAAACCACUACAACUGAGACCACAACACCAGGCACUACAACAACUGAAACCACAACCACAACAACUCCAGAAAGUACAACAGCCGAGACCACAACCACAGAAAGCACCAGAUCUGUGGGAACCACAACAACAGAAAGUACCACAACCGAGACCACAACAGCAGAAAGCACCACAAAUCCAGAAAGUACCACAAGCGAGAUCACAACAACAGAAAGCACCACAGCUGGGACCACAACAGCAGAAAGUACCACAACUGAGACCACAACACCAGGCACUACAACAACUGAAAGUACAACCACAGCCACAACAACUCCAGAAAGUACCACAACCGAGACCACAACAGCAGAAAGCACAACUGAGACCACAACUGUGGGUUCUACAACAACAGAAAGCACCACAGCAAUAGAAAGUACUACAAGCGAGAGCACAACAGCAGAAACCACUACAACUGAGACCACAACAGCAGAAACCACUACAACUGAGACCACAACACCAGGCACUACAACAACUGAAACCACAACCACAACAACUCCAGAAAGUACAACAGCCGAGACCACAACCACAGAAAGCACCACAUCUGUGGGAACCACAACAACAGAAAGUACCACAAAUCCAGAAAGUACCACAACUGAGACCACAACACCAGGCACUACAACAACUGAAAGUUCAACCACAACCACAACAACUCCAGAAAGUACCACAACUGAGACCACAACUGUGGGUUCUACAACAACAGAAAGCACCAUGGCAACAGAAAGUACCACAAGCGAGAGCACAACAACAGAAAGCACCACAGCUGAGACCACAACAGCAGAAAGUACCACGGCUGAGACCAUAACACUAGGCACUACAACAACUGAAAGUACAACCACAGCCACAACAACUCCAGAAAGUACCACAACUGAGACCACAACAGCAGAAAGCACCACAGCUGAGACCACAACUAUGGGUUCUACAACAACAGAAAGCACCACAGCAACAGAAAGUACUACAAGCGAGACCACAACAGCAGAUACCACUACAACUGAGACCACAACACCAGGCACUACAACAACUGAAAGUACAACCACAGCCACAACAACUCCAGAAAGUACCACAACUGAGACCACAACAGCAGAAAGCACAACUGAGACCACAACUGUGGGUUCUACAACAACAGAAAGAACCACAGCAACAGAAAGUACCACAGCUGAGACCACAACAGCAGAAAGUACCACAACUGAGACCACAACACCAGGCACUACAACAACUGAAAGUACAACCACAGCCACAACAACUCCAGAAAGUACCAAAACCGAGACCACAACAGCAGAAAGAACAACUGAGACCACAACUGUGGGUUCUACAACAACAGAAAGCACCACAGCAACAGAAAGUACUACAAGCGAGACCACAACAGCAGAAACCACUACAACUGAGACCACAACAGCAGAAACCACUACAACUGAGACCACAACACCAGGCACUACAACAACUGAAACCACAACCACAACAACUCCAGAAAGUACAACAGCCGAGACCACAACCACAGAAAACACCACAUCUGUGGGAACCACAACAACAGAAAGUACCACAACCAAAACCACAACAGCAGAAAGCACCACAAAUCCAGAAAGUACCACAAGCGAGUUCACAACAACAGAAAGCACCACAGCUGGGACCACAACAGCAGAAAGUACCACAACUGAGACCACAACACCAGGCACUACAACAACUGAAAGUACAACCACAGCCACAACAACUCCAGAAAGUACCACAACUGAGACCACAACAGCAGAAAGCACAACUGAGACCACAACUGUGGGUUCUACAACAACAGAAAGCACCACGGCAACAGAAAGUACCACAAGCGAGAGCACAACAACAGAAAGCACCACAGCUGAGACCACAACAGCAGAAAGUACCACAACUGAGACCACAACACCAGGCACUACAACAACUGAAAGUACAACCACAGCCACAACAACUCCAGAAAGUACCACAACCGAGACCACAACAGCAGAAAGCACGACUGAGACCACAACUGUGGGUUCUACAACAACAGAAAGCACCACAGCAACAGAAGUUACCACAAGUGAGACCACAACAACAGAAAGUACCACAACUGAGACCACAACACCAGGCACUACAACAACUGAAAGUACAACCACAGCCACAACAACUCCAGAAAGUACCACAACCGAGACCACAACAGCAGAAAGCACAACUGAGACCACAACUAUGGGUUCUACAACAACAGAAAGCACCACAGCAACAGAAAGUACUACAAGCGAGACCACAACAGCAGAUACCACUACAACUGAGACCACAACUGCAGAAACCACUACAACUGAGACCACAACACCAGGCACUACAACAACUGAAACCACAACCACAACAACUCCAGAAAGUACAACAGCCGAGACCACAACCACAGAAAGCACCACAUCUGUGGGAACCACAACAACAGAAAGUACCACAAAUCCAGAAAGUACCACAAACGAGAUCACAACAACAGAAAGCACCACAGCUGAGACCACAUCAGCAGCAAGUACCACAACUGAGACCACACCGGGAACCACAACAACAGGAAGUACAACCUCAGGCACAGCAACUCCAGAAAGUACCACAACCGUGACGACGACAGAAGAAAGUACCAUAACUCCAGAAAGUACCACAACCCAGACCGCAACAGCAGAAAGUAUAACUGAGACCACAACUAUGGGUACUACAACAACAGAAAGCACCACAGCAACAGAAAGUACUACAAGCGAGACCACAACAGCAGAAACUACUACAACUGGGACCACAACACCAGGCACUACAACAACUGAAAGUACAACCACAGCCACAACAACUCCAGAAAGUACCACAACCGAGACCACAACAGCAGAAAGCACAACUGACACCACAACUGUGGGUUCUACAACAACAGAAAGCACCACAGCAACAGAAAGUACUACAAGCGAGACCACAACAGCAGAAACCACUACAACUGAGAUCACAACAGCAGAAACCACUACAACUGAGACCACAACACCAGGCACUACAACAACUGAAACCACAACCACAACAACUCCAGAAAGUACAACAGCCGAGACCACAACCACAGAAAGCACCACAUCUGUGGGAAGCACAACAACAGAAAGUACCACAACCGAGACCACAACAGCAGAAAGCACCACAAAUCCAGAAAGUACCAUAAGCGAGAUCAGAACAACAGAAAGCACCACAGCUGGGACCACAACAGCAGAAAGUACCACAACUGAGACCACAACACCAGGCACUACAACAACUGAAAGUACAACCACAGCCACAACAACUCCAGAAAGUACCACAACUGAGACCACAACAGCAGAAAGCACAACUGAGACCACAACUGUGGGUUCUAAAACAACAGAAAGCACCACGGCAACAGAAAGUACCACAAGCGAGAGCACAACAACAGAAAGCACCACAGCUGAGACCACAACAGCAGAAAGUACCACAACUGAGACCACAACACCAGGCACUACAACAACUGAAAGUACAACCACAGCCACAACAACUCCAGAAAGUACCACAACCGAGACCACAACAGCAGAAAGCACGACUGAGACCACAACUGUGGGUUCUACAACAACAGAAAGCACCACAGCAACAGAAAUUACCACAAGUGAGACCACAACAACAGAAAGUACCACAACUGAGACCACAACACCAGGCACUACAACAACUGAAAGUACAACCACAGCCACAACAACUCCAGAAAGUACCACAACCGAGACCACAACAGCAGAAAGCACAACUGAGACCACAACUAUGGGUUCUACAACAACAAAAAGCACCACAGCAACAGAAAGUACUACAAGCGAGACCACAACAGCAGAUACCACUACAACUGAGACCACAACACCAGGCACUACAACAACUGAAAGUACAACCACAGCCACAACAACUCCAGAAAGUACCACAACCGAGACCACAACAGCAGAGACCACAACUGUGGGUUCUACAACAACAGAAAGAACCACAGCAACAGAAAGUACCACAGCUGAGACCACAACACCAGGCACUACAACAACUGAAAGUACAACCACAGCCACAACAACUCCAGAAAGUACCACAACCGAGACCACAACAGCAGAAAGCACAACUGAGACCACAACUGUGGGUUCUACAACAACAGAAAGCACCACAGCAACAGAAAGUACUACAAGCGAGACCACAACAGCAGAAACCACUACAACUGAGACCACAACAGCAGAAACCACUACAACUGAGACCACAACACCAGGCACUACAACAACUGAAACCACAACCACAACAACUCCAGAAAGUACAACAGCCGAGACCACAACCACAGAAAGCACCACAUCUGUGGGAACCACAACAACAGAAAGUACCACAACCGAGACCACAACAGCAGAAAGCACCACAAAUCCAGAAAGUACCACAAGCGAGAUCACAACAACAGAAAGCACCACAGCUGGGACCACAACAGCAGAAAGUACCACAACUGAGACCACAACACCAGGCACUACAACAACUGAAAGUACAACCACAGCCACAACAACUCCAGAAAGUACCACAACUGAGAUGACAACAGCAGAAAGCACAACUGAGACCACAACUGUGGGUUCUACAACAACAGAAAGCACCACGGCAACAGAAAGUACCACAAGCGAGAGCACAACAACAGAAAGCACCACAGCUGAGACCACAACAGCAGAAAGUACCACAACUGAGACCACAACACCAGGCACUACAACAACUGAAAGUACAACCACAGCCACAACAACUCCAGAAAGUACCACAACCGAGACCACAACAGCAGAAAGCACGACUGAGACCACAACUGUGGGUUCUACAACAACAGAAAGCACCACGGCAACAGAAAGUACCACAAGCGAGAGCACAACAACAGAAAGCACCACAGCUGAGACCACAACAGCAGAAAGUACCACAACUGAGACCACAACACCAGGCACUACAACAACUGAAAGUACAACCACAGCCACAACAACUCCAGAAAGUACCACAACCGAGACCACAACAGCAGAAAGCACGACUGAGACCACAACUGUGGGUUCUACAACAACAGAAAGCACCACAGCAACAGAAAUUACCACAAGUGAGACCACAACAACAGAAAGUACCACAACUGAGACCACAACACCAGGCACUACAACAACUGAAAGUACAACCACAGCCACAACAACUCCAGAAAGUACCACAACCGAGACCACAACAGCAGAAAGCACAACUGAGACCACAACUAUGGGUUCUACAACAACAAAAAGCACCACAGCAACAGAAAGUACUACAAGCGAGACCACAACAGCAGAUACCACUACAACUGAGACCACAACACCAGGCACUACAACAACUGAAAGUACAACCACAGCCACAACAACUCCAGAAAGUACCACAACCGAGACCACAACAGCAGAGACCACAACUGUGGGUUCUACAACAACAGAAAGAACCACAGCAACAGAAAGUACCACAGCUGAGACCACAACACCAGGCACAACAACAACUGAAAGUACAACCACAGCCACAACAACUCCAGAAAGUACCACAACCGAGACCACAACAGCAGAAAGCACAACUGAGACCACAACUGUGGGUUCUACAACAACAGAAAGCACCACAGCAACAGAAAGUACUACAAGCGAGACCACAACAGCAGAAACCACUACAACUGAGACCACAACAGCAGAAACCACUACAACUGAGACCACAACACCAGGCACUACAACAACUGAAACCACAACCACAACAACUCCAGAAAGUACAACAGCCGAGACAACAACUACAGAAAGCACCACAUCUGUGGGAACCACAACAACAGAAAGUACCACAAAUCCCGAAAGUACCACAAGCGAGAUCACAACAACAGAAAGCACCACAGCUGAGACCACAACACCAGGCACUACAACAACUGAAAGUACAACCACAGCCACAACAACUCCAGAAAGUACCACAACCGAGACCACAACAGCAGAAAGCACCACAGCUGAGACCACAACUAUGGGUUCUACAACAACAGAAAGCACCACAGCAACAGAAAGUACUACAAGCGAGACCACAACAGCAGAUACCACUACAACUGAGACCACAACACCAGGCACUACAACAACUGAAAGUACAACCACAGCCACAACAACUCCAGAAAGUACCACAACCGAGACCACAACAGCAGAAAGCACAACUGAGACCACAACUGUGGGUUCUACAACAACAGAAAGAACCACAGCAACAGAAAGUACCACAGCUGAGACCACAACAGCAGAAAGUACCACAACUGAGACCACAACACCAGGCACUACAACAACUGAAAGUACAAGCACAGCCACAACAACUCCAGAAAGUACCACAACCGAGACCACAACAGCAGAAAGCACAACUGAGACCACAACUGUGGGUUCUACAACAACAGAAAGCACCACAGCAACAGAAAGUACUACAAGCGAGACCACAACAGCAGAAACCACUACAACUGAGACCACAACAGCAGAAACCACUACAACUGAGACCACAACACCAGGCACUACAACAACUGAAACCACAACCACAACAACUCCAGAAAGUACAACAGCCGAGACCACAACCACAGAAAGCACCACAUCUGUGGGAACCACAACAACAGAAAGUACCACAACCGAGACCACAACAGCAGAAAGCACCACAAAUCCAGAAAGUACCAUAAGCGAGAUCAGAACAACAGAAAGCACCACAGCUGGGACCACAACAGCAGAAAGUACCACAACUGAGACCACAACACCAGGCACUACAACAACUGAAAGUACAACCACAGCCACAACAACUCCAGAAAGUACCACAACUGAGACCACAACAGCAGAAAGCACAACUGAGACCACAACUGUGGGUUCUACAACAACAGAAAGCACCACGGCAACAGAAAGUACCACAAGCGAGAGCACAACAACAGAAAGCACCACAGCUGAGACCACAACAGCAGAAAGUACCACAACUGAGACCACAACACCAGGCACUACAACAACUGAAAGUACAACCACAGCCACAACAACUCCAGAAAGUACCACAACCGAGACCACAACAGCAGAAAGCACGACUGAGACCACAACUGUGGGUUCUACAACAACAGAAAGCACCACAGCAACAGAAAUUACCACAAGUGAGACCACAACAACAGAAAGUACCACAACUGAGACCACAACACCAGGCACUACAACAACUGAAAGUACAACCACAGCCACAACAACUCCAGAAAGUACCACAACCGAGACCACAACAGCAGAAAGCACAACUGAGACCACAACUAUGGGUUCUACAACAACAAAAAGCACCACAGCAACAGAAAGUACUACAAGCGAGACCACAACAGCAGAUACCACUACAACUGAGACCACAACACCAGGCACUACAACAACUGAAAGUACAACCACAGCCACAACAACUCCAGAAAGUACCACAACCGAGACCACAACAGCAGAGACCACAACUGUGGGUUCUACAACAACAGAAAGAACCACAGCAACAGAAAGUACCACAGCUGAGACCACAACACCAGGCACUACAACAACUGAAAGUACAACCACAGCCACAACAACUCCAGAAAGUACCACAACCGAGAUCACAACAGCAGAAAGCACAACUGAGACCACAACUGUGGGUUCUACAACAACAGAAAGCACCACAGCAACAGAAAGUACUACAAGCGAGACCACAACAGCAGAAACCACUACAACUGAGACCACAACAGCAGAAACCACUACAACUGAGACCACAACACCAGGCACUACAACAACUGAAACCACAACCACAACAACUCCAGAAAGUACAACAGCCGAGACCACAACCACAGAAAGCACCACAUCUGUGGGAACCACAACAACAGAAAGUACCACAACCGAGACCACAACAGCAGAAAGCACCACAAAUCCAGAAAGUACCACAAGCGAGAUCACAACAACAGAAAGCACCACAGCUGGGACCACAACAGCAGAAAGUACCACAACUGAGACCACAACACCAGGCACUACAACAACUGAAAGUACAACCACAGCCACAACAACUCCAGAAAGUACCACAACUGAGAUGACAACAGCAGAAAGCACAACUGAGACCACAACUGUGGGUUCUACAACAACAGAAAGCACCACGGCAACAGAAAGUACCACAAGCGAGAGCACAACAACAGAAAGCACCACAGCUGAGACCACAACAGCAGAAAGCACCACAACUGAGACCACAACACCAGGCACUACAACAACUGAAAGUACAACCACAGCCACAACAACUCCAGAAAGUACCACAACCGAGACCACAACAGCAGAAAGCACGACUGAGACCACAACUGUGGGUUCUACAACAACAGAAAGCACCACGGCAACAGAAAGUACCACAAGCGAGAGCACAACAACAGAAAGCACCACAGCUGAGACCACAACAUCAGAAAGUACCACAACUGAGACCACAACACCAGGCACUACAACAACUGAAAGUACAACCACAGCCACAACAACUCCAGAAAGUACCACAACCGAGACCACAACAGCAGAAAGCACGACUGAGACCACAACUGUGGGUUCUACAACAACAGAAAGCACCACAGCAACAGAAAUUACCACAAGUGAGACCACAACAACAGAAAGUACCACAACUGAGACCACAACACCAGGCACUACAACAACUGAAAGUACAACCACAGCCACAACAACUCCAGAAAGUACCACAACCGAGACCACAACAGCAGAAAGCACAACUGAGACCACAACUAUGGGUUCUACAACAACAAAAAGCACCACAGCAACAGAAAGUACUACAAGCGAGACCACAACAGCAGAUACCACUACAACUGAGACCACAACACCAGGCACUACAACAACUGAAAGUACAACCACAGCCACAACGACUCCAGAAAGUACCACAACCGAGACCACAACAGCAGAGACCACAACUGUGGGUUCUACAACAACAGAAAGAACCACAGCAACAGAAAGUACCACAGCUGAGACCACAACACCAGGCACUACAACAACUGAAAGUACAACCACAGCCACAACAACUCCAGAAAGUACCACAACCGAGACCACAACAGCAGAAAGCACAACUGAGACCACAACUGUGGGUUCUACAACAACAGAAAGCACCACAGCAACAGAAAGUACUACAAGCGAGACCACAACAGCAGAAACCACUACAACUGAGACCACAACACCAGGCACUACAACAACUGAAAGUACAACCACAGCCACAACAACUCCAGAAAGUACCACAACCGAGACCACAACAGCAGAGACCACAACUGUGGGUUCUACAACAACAGAAAGAACCACAGCAACAGAAAGUACCACAGCUGAGACCACAACAGCAGAAAGUACCACAACUGAGACCACAACACCAGGCACUACAACAACUGAAAGUACAACCACAGCCACAACAACUCCAGAAAGUACCACAACCGAGACCACAACAGCAGAAAGCACAACUGACACCACAACUGUGGGUUCUACAACAACAGAAAGCACCACAGCAACAGAAAGUACUACAAGCGAGACCACAACAGCAGAAACCACUACAACUGAGACCACAACACCAGGCACUACAACAACUGAAACCACAACCACAACAACUCCAGAAAGUACAACAGCCGAGACCACAACCACAGAAAGCACCACAUCUGUGGGAACCACAACAACAGAAAGUACCACAACCGAGACCACAACAGCAGAAAGCACCACAAAUCCAGAAAGUACCAUAAGCGAGAUCAGAACAACAGAAAGCACCACAGCUGGGACCACAACAGCAGAAAGUACUACAACUGAGACCACAACACCAGGCACUACAACAACUGAAAGUACAACCACAGCCACAACAACUCCAGAAAGUACCACAACUGAGACCACAACAGCAGAAAGCACAACUGAGACCACAACUGUGGGUUCUACAACAACAGAAAGCACCACGGCAACAGAAAGUACCACAAGCGAGAGCACAACAACAGAAAGCACCACAGCUGAGACCACAACAGCAGAAAGUACCACAACUGAGACCACAACACCAGGCACUACAACAACUGAAAGUACAACCACAGCCACAACAACUCCAGAAAGUACCACAACCGAGACCACAACAGCAGAAAGCACGACUGAGACCACAACUGUGGGUUCUACAACAACAGAAAGCACCACAGCAACAGAAAUUACCACAAGUGAGACCACAACAACAGAAAGUACCACAACUGAGACCACAACACCAGGCACUACAACAACUGAAAGUACAACCACAGCCACAACAACUCCAGAAAGUACCACAACCGAGACCACAACAGCAGAAAGCACAACUGAGACCACAACUAUGGGUUCUACAACAACAAAAAGCACCACAGCAACAGAAAGUACUACAAGCGAGACCACAACAGCAGAUACCACUACAACUGAGACCACAACACCAGGCACUACAACAACUGAAAGUACAACCACAGCCACAACAACUCCAGAAAGUACCACAACCGAGACCACAACAGCAGAGACCACAACUGUGGGUUCUACAACAACAGAAAGAACCACAGCAACAGAAAGUACCACAGCUGAGACCACAACACCAGGCACUACAACAACUGAAAGUACAAGCACAGCCACAACAACUCCAGAAAGUACCACAACCGAGACCACAACAGCAGAAAGCACAACUGAGACCACAACUGUGGGUUCUACAACAACAGAAAGCACCACAGCAACAGAAAGUACUACAAGCGAGACCACAACAGCAGAAACCACUACAACUGAGACCACAACACCAGGCACUACAACAACUGAAACCACAACCACAACAACUCCAGAAAGUACAACAGCCGAGACCACAACCACAGAAAGCACCACAUCUGUGGGAACCACAACAACAGAAAGUACCACAACCGAGACCACAACAGCAGAAAGCACCACAAAUCCAGAAAGUACCACAAGCGAGAUCACAACAACAGAAAGCACCACAGCUGGGACCACAACAGCAGAAAGUACCACAACUGAGACCACAACACCAGGCACUACAACAACUGAAAGUACAACCACAGCCACAACAACUCCAGAAAGUACCACAACUGAGAUGACAACAGCAGAAAGCACAACUGAGACCACAACUGUGGGUUCUACAACAACAGAAAGCACCACGGCAACAGAAAGUACCACAAGCGAGAGCACAACAACAGAAAGCACCACAGCUGAGACCACAACAGCAGAAAGUACCACAACUGAGACCACAACACCAGGCACUACAACAACUGAAAGUACAACCACAGCCACAACAACUCCAGAAAGUACCACAACCGAGACCACAACAGCAGAAAGCACGACUGAGACCACAACUGUGGGUUCUACAACAACAGAAAGCACCACGGCAACAGAAAGUACCACAAGCGAGAGCACAACAACAGAAAGCACCACAGCUGAGACCACAACAGCAGAAAGUACCACAACUGAGACCACAACACCAGGCACUACAACAACUGAAAGUACAACCACAGCCACAACAACUCCAGAAAGUACCACAACCGAGACCACAACAGCAGAAAGCACGACUGAGACCACAACUGUGGGUUCUACAACAACAGAAAGCACCACAGCAACAGAAAUUACCACAAGUGAGACCACAACAACAGAAAGUACCACAACUGAGACCACAACACCAGGCACUACAACAACUGAAAGUACAACCACAGCCACAACAACUCCAGAAAGUACCACAACCGAGACCACAACAGCAGAAAGCACAACUGAGACCACAACUAUGGGUUCUACAACAACAAAAAGCACCACAGCAACAGAAAGUACUACAAGCGAGACCACAACAGCAGAUACCACUACAACUGAGACCACAACACCAGGCACUACAACAACUGAAAGUACAACCACAGCCACAACAACUCCAGAAAGUACCACAACCGAGACCACAACAGCAGAGACCACAACUGUGGGUUCUACAACAACAGAAAGAACCACAGCAACAGAAAGUACCACAGCUGAGACCACAACACCAGGCACUACAACAACUGAAAGUACAACCACAGCCACAACAACUCCAGAAAGUACCACAACCGAGACCACAACAGCAGAAAGCACAACUGAGACCACAACUGUGGGUUCUACAACAACAGAAAGCACCACAGCAACAGAAAGUACUACAAGCGAGACCACAACAGCAGAAACCACUACAACUGAGACCACAACAGCAGAAACCACUACAACUGGGACCACAACACCAGGCACUACAACAACUGAAACCACAACCACAACAACUCCAGAAAGUACAACAGCCGAGACCACAACCACAGAAAGCACCACAUCUGUGGGAACCACAACAACAGAAAGUACCACAACCGAGACCACAACAGCAGAAAGCACCACAAAUCCAGAAAGUACCACAAGCGAGAUCACAACAACAGAAAGCACCACAGCUGGGACCACAACAGCAGAAAGUACCACUACUGAGACCACAACACCAGGCACUACAACAACUGAAAGUACAACCACAGCCACAACAACUCCAGAAAGUACCACAACUGAGAUGACAACAACACUAAGCACCACAGCAACAGAAAGUACCACAAGUGAGACCACAACACCAGGCACCACAAAUCCUGAAAGUACAACAACAGAAAGCACCACAUCAACGAAAGUAUGACCACAGGCACAACAAUUCCAGAAAGUACCACAACUGGGACGACAACAACAGAAAGCACCACAACAACCGAAAUUACCACAGCAACAAAAAGUAUGAUCACAGUCACAACUCCAGAAAGUACCACAAGCGAAAUCUCAACAGCAGAAAGCACCACACCUGAGACCACAGGCACAACAAAUCCGGAAAGUACCACAUUUGAGACAACAACAGUGGGCAUCACAACAACCGAAAGUACCACAACUCCAGAAAGUACUACAACUGAGACCACAACAGAAAGCACAACAGAAACAGAAAGUACCACAAGCGAGACCACAACACCGGGCACCACAACAACAGAAAGUACAACAACGGGCACAACAACUCCAGAAAGUACCACAACACCAGACACCACAACAAAAGAAAUCACCACAACAACAGAAAGUAUGACCACAGUCACAACAACUCCAGAAAGUACCACAACUGAGACCACAGCUAUGGGUACCCCAACAACAGAAAGUGCAACAACAGAAAGUACCACAAGUGAGGCCACAGCACCAGGCACCACAACAGAAAGUCUGACAACAGAAAGCACCACAACAACAGGAAAUACCACAACCGAGACCACAACAGUAGAAAGAACGACCGCUGAUACAACAACUCCAGAUAGUACCACAACUGAGACCACACCAACACAUGAAGAUUAACAACAGAAAGCUCCACAAACGACUGAAAGUUAAUAACAGCACUUCCAUAUCCAUGGGUCCAAAGGAAGCUCAGAAAAAGUAAAGAUCCAAGUAAAGUCCAUUGCCCCAGGUUUGCGUUGUUUCUUGAUAAUGUUGCUUAUUUCACUCCUGAGAGCCUACACCAUCUUCUGUUUCCACAAACAAUUACCUCUAGUUUUAAAUGUUUAGAUUUUUUUGUCAUAUUUAUUGUCCAUACUACUCUCAUAUUUGAAAAAAAAAAAAAGAAAAAAAAGAAAUGUAACUUAUAAAUUGUCUAUGUGUAAAGGAACUUUUAUUUGCUGUACCUAUAAUAAUGUCUUUUGUUUAUCGUCUUAGUCUUCUCACCGGUAUGGUGACAUAAUACUGAGUUUGAUUAUUGUUUCAGACUUAUUUAAAAAUUGAUUGUACAAAUUUGCUGUAUUUUUGUAAAAUUACUACUGUUAAUGGGUAAUAAAUUAUUUUCACAGAAAUGUUA